This is a messenger RNA of Myotis daubentonii (Daubenton's bat), 3009 nucleotides long. It is a transcript of the gene PLA2G6, whose product is annotated as phospholipase A2 group VI. Gene Ontology annotation, cellular component: mitochondrion. Gene Ontology annotation, molecular function: long-chain fatty acyl-CoA hydrolase activity; protein binding. The record is from RefSeq and is a predicted model, not a curated record. Gene Ontology annotation, biological process: cardiolipin acyl-chain remodeling; positive regulation of ceramide biosynthetic process. Lineage: Eukaryota; Metazoa; Chordata; Mammalia; Chiroptera; Vespertilionidae.
GGGGAAGCAGCUAUGAGAGCGAGAGGAAGAGAGGGUGACAAGGCUGUGCAGGGGAGCGGUGGCUGGGAGGGACCUUACAGGUUGGGAAGGCAGCCGGCUCCCCAGCCCAGCGUCCUGCGUCCUCCUCGUCCUCCUCCUGCAGCUGCGCUGGAAAAACCCCUGGGUCUGAGACGGAGCGGGGAGGCAGCAGGGCCCCCCACUGGCCCCGCAGAAGAUGCAGUUCUUCGGCCGCCUGGUUAACACCCUCAGCAGCGUCACCAGCCUGUUCUCUAACCCGUUCCGGGUGAAGGAGGUGACUCUGGCCGACUACACCUCGAGUGGCCGCAUUCGGGAGGAGGGGCAGCUGAUGCUAUUCCACAGCGUUCCCACUCGCACCUGGGACUGCAUCCUGGUCAGCCCCCGGAACUCACAGACCGCCUUCCGACUCUUCCAGCUGGAGACGGAGGCCGAGGCCCUGGUGACCUUCCAGCAGUAUUCCUCCCUGCUGCCGCCCUUCUACGAGAGCUCCGCCCACAUCCUGCAGGUGGAGGUCCUGCAGCAGCUGACCGACCUCAUCCGCAGCCACCCCAGCUGGUCGGUGGCCCACCUGGCGGUGGAGCUGGGCAUCCGCGAGUGCUUCCACCACAGCCGCAUCAUCAGCUGUGCCAACAGCACGGAGAGUCAGGAGGGCUGCACACCCCUGCACCUGGCCUGCCGCAAGGGGGACGCGGAGAUCCUGGCGGAGCUGGUGCAGUACUGCCACGCCCAGGUGGAUGUCACCGACAACAAUGGGGAGACGGCCUUCCACUACGCCGUCCAGGGUAACAGUGCCCAGGUGCUGCAGCUCCUAGGGAAGAGUGCCUCCGCCGGCCUGAACCAGGUGAACAACCAAGGGCUGACCCCGCUGCACCUGGCCUGCCAGAUGGGGAAGCCGGAAAUGGUCCAUGUGCUGCUGCUGUGCAACGCUCGCUGUAACGUCAUGGGGUCCCGCGGCUACCCCAUCCACACGGCCAUGAAGUUCUCCCAGAAGGGGUGUGCUGAAAUGAUCAUCAGCAUGGACAGCAGCCAGGUCCAUAGCAAAGACCCACGCUAUGGAGCCAGCCCCCUCCACUGGGCCAAGAAAGCAGAGAUGGCCCGCCUGCUGCUGAAACGAGGCUGCGACGUGAACAACACCAGCUCCGCGGGCAACACGGCUCUGCACGUGUCGGUGAUGCGCAACCGCUUCGACUGCGCCAUGGUGCUGCUGACCUACGGGGCCAACACCAAUGCCCGCGGGGAGCACGGCAACACGCCGCUGCACCUGGCCAUGUCGAGAGGCAACGUGGAGAUGAUCAAGGCCCUCAUUGUGUUUGGGGCAGAGGUGGACACCCCAAAUGACUGUGGGGAGACUCCUACCCACAUAGCCUCCAAGAUCAGCAAAGCUGGCACCAGGAAGGCAGUCUUAACUCUGCUGAGAAUCAUAGGGGCCAACCACCACUUCUCAGGGGCCCCCACAGAGCUGGGCUCCUCCGCAGCGCAGCAUUCCUUCUGCCCGGAAAGAUCUCAGCCCCCACCGAUCAGCUUAAACAGCCUAGAGCUGCAGGACCUGGUGCACAUCUCCCGGGCCCGGAAGCCCACCUUCAUCCUGAGCUCCAUGCGGGACGAGAAGCGGACCCACGACAACCUGCUCUGCCUGGACGGAGGGGGCGUGAAAGGCCUGGUCAUCAUCCAGCUCCUCAUCGCCAUCGAGAAGGCCUCGGGCGUCGCCACCAAGGACCUCUUCGACUGGGUGGCUGGGACCAGCACUGGCGGCAUCCUGGCCCUGGCCAUUCUGCACAGCAAGUCCAUGGUCUACAUGCGUGGCGUGUACUUCCGCAUGAAGGACGAGGUAUUCCGGGGCUCGCGGCCCUACGAGUCGGGGCCCCUGGAGGAGUUCCUGAAGCGGGAGUUUGGCGAGCACACCAAGAUGACAGACAUCAAGAAGCCCAAGGUGAUGCUGACAGGGACGCUGUCGGACCGGCAGCCGGCUGAACUCCACCUCUUCCGCAAUUACGAGGCCCCGGAAUGUGCACGGGAGCCUCGCUGCAGCCAGAACAUUAACCUCAAGCCUCCAACUCAGCCCUCAGAGCAGCUGGUGUGGCGGGCAGCCCGGAGCAGUGGGGCAGCUCCCACCUACUUCCGGCCGAGUGGGCGCUACCUGGAUGGCGGGCUGCUGGCCAACAACCCCACGCUGGACGCCAUGACCGAGAUCCAUGAGUACAACCAGGACAUGAUCCGCAAGGGUCAGGGCAGCAAGGUGAAGAAACUCUCCAUCGUCGUCUCUCUGGGGACAGGGAAGUCCCCGCAGGUACCCGUGACCUGUGUGGACGUCUUCCGUCCCAGCAACCCCUGGGAACUGGCGAAAACUGUCUUUGGGGCCAAGGAACUGGGCAAAAUGGUGGUGGACUGUUGCACGGAUCCGGACGGGCGGGCCGUGGACCGGGCCCGGGCCUGGUGCGAGAUGGUCGGCAUCCAGUACUUCAGAUUGAACCCCCAGCUGGGCACAGACAUCAUGCUGGACGAGGUGAGCGACACGGUGCUGGUCAACGCCCUCUGGGAGACCGAGGUGUACAUUCACGAGCACCGGGAGCAGUUCCAGAAGCUCGUCCAGCUGCUGCUGUCCCCCUAGGCCCCGCCCAGCCACCCCUCCACCUCUCACUCAGACACUAAGGGUGCCCUCGUUUGCCCAGCCCUGGGCUCCUCCAGUCCUCUGGGGUGCAGCCGCCCAUCUGCCCUCUGCCCUCUGCCCUCUGCCCUGGGGGUGGGGCUGGAGAAGCUACAGAAACUGGCCACCAUCCACCCCAUCAGCAGGGGGAUCCCACACUCGGGAGCAGGGUGCCCCAUUCAACUUUGCACCUCAGUACCCACCCCGCCACCUGCACCUCGGCUGCCCCACCUGUGAGCUGCCUCAGCUCCCAACGGCUGCUCCUGGACUUGUGAUUCUUCCCUGGACAGUGAUUUAUGAUGGGGCGGGGCGCCCCAGACUGUGAAAUAAACGGUUUGAUUCCGGUU